Molecule: messenger RNA, 522 nt
Organism: Ilex paraguariensis (yerba mate)
Lineage: Eukaryota; Viridiplantae; Streptophyta; Magnoliopsida; Aquifoliales; Aquifoliaceae
Source: the annotation of a GenBank genome assembly
AUGCACAGUGGAAGCGAGUUCAAAUCAUCUCCUCCAAGUCAUGAGAUCUUCAAAUAUCUGGUGCCAUUACUAUUUGCCCUCGUCGCCACGAAGUAUCAAGCCAAAAAUGAGGAUCCAUUUGAAGCACACCCGAUAAACAUGUGGUGCUUCGUUAUAGCCACAAUCAUCUAUAGCAUUGCAUUGGGAAUAAGGAAACAAAAUAAAAUCUGUGUUGCAAAAUACUUGCAAAUCAUAGACCAUGUUAUUCUCAUCUCUGGAGCUCUUUCUACUGUCUCAUUACUAUCGGUCCUUCUCCCACGCUUCCUCGGGUUCUUGAGUUUUGCUGUAAUGCCAUUUGUGCUAAUAAUAAUAGCAUGGAAUAAACUAAAACAUGGAUUUGGCUGGCUCUAUGACAGAGUAACCAAUCAGUUUACCUUCAUUCCAGAUAUUCGGAAUUGGUCCACCCAAGGCAACGUGGCAGCGCAGCCAAAUCCAUUGCCACAAGUGCUGGUGGAUGUUUGGGAGGGUACCCAAGAAAAGUGA